CAAUACUGGAUAGAGGCAGAGGAUAAAGUGAUACGUUACAGUGUGUUUGUGUGCUCAGUUUAUAAUUUGCUAUAAUUAUUAUUUCAGUUGGUGCAGUAGGAAUUCCAUAAUCUGUGUAAAUAUUAAAAAAUUUAGUUCUAUUAACAAGAGAACAAAGUAGAAGUUUUAACUGAUUUCGAAGUUGUAUUCUACUCGUCAGUCGUUGAUAAUCGACGGACAAGGACAAGCAGUUUCACAAGUCACGUGCAUUCAUGUUCUGGCUGGCGCGUGAUAACAAUACACCUGAAGGUGGUAAAUUGCUUUUAGAGUUGUCACACUUCACGUGACAUUGUAAAGCAGAAUAAGAAAACCAAUGAAGUUGAGAAGCUUACAUCGUUCUCACUUACCAAUGAAUCCUGUGAUAGGUGGCCUUUUUGCCAUUCAUACUUCCAUCUAUUCACUUGUAAAUCUCCUAUUUUCAUAUAAACUAUGUGAAAAAGAAACCAAAACAUCUUGUUUAGAAACUGCUUUUAAUGAAAGCAGCAACUAUUCAUUAAAUAGAACAGAUGCAGAUACACUUACAUUGUAUUUUAGAAUAACUGAAAUGGCAAUAGCUCUUGUUCCUUGUUUAUAUUUUGCAUCAUGGAGUGACAAACAUGGGAGAAAACCUUGCUUUCUUGUUCCUUUUAGUGGUUCCAUCCUUCGGGAUCUUGGACUUAUUAUUGCUACUAAUGUGAUAGAUAUGGAACCAAGUUGGGUUCUUAUUGCAGCUGUUCCAAGUGGUUUUACUGGGAGCUACAUUCUUUUUGUUAUAGCAGCAUUUUGUCGCGUCUCAGACACCACUGACCAUCGUUCUAGAACGUAUCAUUUUGGGAUGUUAAUUGGCAGUUGUACACUAGGAAUUGCUGUAGGAACCUUAAUAGGAUGCCACUGGAGAUCUCUGAUCCCUCUUCAUUUGUUCAAGAUUGUCUGUACUUCUGUUUUUACUUUGUCCAUUUGUAUUCAUGUCACAUUAAUUAUCUUGGUGGUACUUUUUAUGGAUGAGACUGUGCAACAGCUAGGGGAUUUUGAUGGAAGUUGUUGGAGAGGAAUCAUUGCCCCCAGCAAUCUGGCUGGUUGCCUAAAUGCCGUCUUUAAGAAAAGGACCCAUAACUUCAGAUUUUUCAUUUUGAUUCUCUUGUUUGCAUUCAUCAUUGGACGUAUAGCUUUUUAUGGAGAGAUGGCUAUGAUGUCAAAGUAUUAUAGUACUAACUUUUCAUGGACAGAGGAGACUUCCAUGGUGUUUGAAAGUGUAAAUGCUCUACUGCAGGCUAUUGUAGUUGUUUUGAUUGUGGCCACAGCUAGAAGUUUCUAUUUUGAAGAUGCAUCUUUAGGUAUAGUUGGUUCAUUUGGAAUAACAUUAUCCUCACUUCUACAGGCUUUGAGUCCCAGUCUCAUUCUUGCAAUCUUAGCUUUUUUUGCACGAUCUCUUGCUCUGUUGGUUCCAACUGCAACUUUGUCAUUGUUGUCAAAACUAGCUGAUACCAGAGAAUAUGGAAGCUUAUUUGGGAGUUUUUGGGCUCUAGAACUUCUGCUACCCACUGUAUCCACCAUCAUCUCUAAAGGGAUUUUUCAAGCUUCCUUACCAGAUUAUCCUGAACAGAUAUUUUUGUUUUUAGUUUUUUUAACAAGUAUAACACUUCUUGUAUUUCUCUAUGUUCGUCGCAACUUGCAUCCAGAGCUAUUGGGACACAUUGAAAGCACUGAGAGAAUCCCUCUUGUUGAGCAGCUGGAUAUUGUUAAAGGAGAAAUUUUCUAGUUUAAUGCAUUUAGUUUUGUUAGUUUCAAAACUCUGGUAUUUUUGUACAAUUUGAUAUAUAUUUCACAAACUCUAGUUAAUUUUUAAGAGAAAAAAUGUAGUAUGUCUCUUCAGUUAAUAAUUUUUCAAGAAUCUUUAUUGAUGAAUCAUCAUUAUGCAAGAUACUAAAGGAACUACAUUCCAGCUAUUUAUUAACAUUUUACUUGUUGAGAAGCUAUUUUUAUCUUCUAGUGUUAUUAUAUCAAAGCUUCAAAACAAAACUGAUCUGUUAGCUUAAAGUAUGAUAAGUGUAAAAAAACUGUUACUAUAUAUUACUUAGAAAUAAUUUUAUAAAACAAAUAAAUGUAUUAUAAAUUUGUA
Molecule: messenger RNA, 2137 nt
Organism: Limulus polyphemus (Atlantic horseshoe crab)
Lineage: Eukaryota; Metazoa; Arthropoda; Merostomata; Xiphosura; Limulidae
Product: proton-coupled folate transporter-like
Exons: 6
Coding region: 353-1777 (474 amino acids)
Biological process (GO): transmembrane transport
Cellular component (GO): membrane
Molecular function (GO): transmembrane transporter activity
Source: RefSeq, a predicted model, not a curated record